AUGGCCAUCAAGGUCAAGAUUGCUGACAUAAGGACCGUUUUCCUGAACUUGCUGAUGUGUGUGGUGAUUUUCUAUGCUGUGUAUUUUACUGCUGUCCGCUUGUGCAUUGGCGGAUUCAGGAUUGAAGACAUUGAUAGCCUUUUGGCUCCUUUUGACUUUAAAACAAGUCCAUCAUGGACCAAUUCAAAAUAUGUGGUGAAUCUGAUUUCAGCAGAGGUCACUUUCUUUAUAAGUGGACUGAUGUUUGCUUUGAUUGUAGAAGAGUGGGUUUGGGACUAUGCCAUAACAGUCACCCUCAUUCAUAUUGGCCUGACCACAGUAGUGAUGUCUGAAUUCCCAUCAGCAGAUCAUUGGUGGAUUUCUAUAGGCUCUGGCUUGUCAGUAAUGGUUUUUGGAGGACAACUUCUUGCAUACAAGUUAUUCAAGAACAAUUUUAUUUAUCCAGUUCUGGAAGACUUCUAAUACAACAACUAGCUUUUUUUUACUCACAUUGUUCUUUAAUAUUGUAUGUUCU
Molecule: messenger RNA, 514 nt
Organism: Polyodon spathula (Mississippi paddlefish)
Lineage: Eukaryota; Metazoa; Chordata; Actinopteri; Acipenseriformes; Polyodontidae
Gene: tmem244
Product: transmembrane protein 244
Exons: 6
Coding region: 1-462 (153 amino acids)
Source: RefSeq, a predicted model, not a curated record